Penicillium chermesinum is the source of this 2523-nucleotide messenger RNA. RefSeq lists its product as uncharacterized. Gene Ontology annotation, biological process: phosphatidic acid biosynthetic process; intracellular signal transduction; cell motility. The record is from RefSeq and is a predicted model, not a curated record. Gene Ontology annotation, molecular function: D-type glycerophospholipase activity. Bases 1 to 2523 code for a protein of 840 amino acids. NCBI's taxonomy places the organism in Eukaryota, Fungi, Ascomycota, Eurotiomycetes, Eurotiales, Aspergillaceae. The transcript has 7 exons.
AUGCAUAAAUUCAAGGAGAAGCUCGAGCACGAGAUAGAUCAUCUGGAGGGUCAUCUUAAAGAAUCCAGCCUUCAUGAUACCAAGGCGCAGGCCGUCCACCUCAAACACAAAGUCGGCAAAUUUUUCAACAUCUUGAACCCCAACCACCGUCACGACGAGGAACAUGAACAAGCGACAGACCGGAAACGAUCGGCAAUCUGCGACUCCCACCGCUUCCAGUCCUUUGCGCCAAUCCGUGAUAGCAACCGCGUCAAGUGGUAUGUAGACGCGCUCGACUAUCUCUGGGCUGUUUCUGAAGCCCUCGAAUCGGCCCAAGAGACCAUUUACUUGGCCGAUUGGUGGAUUUCCCCGGAACUCUUCCUUCGUCGCCCGCCGGCAAGCCACCGGGAAUGGCGACUGGAUCUGAUCUUGAAACGUCGCGCCGAGGCCGGCGUGAAAAUCUACGUCAUCGUCUAUAAAGAGGUUAACCAGGCGUUGACUUGUAACUCGGCACACACCAAGCAUGCACUGCAGAACCUUUGCCCAGAAGGAACACCAGGUCAUGGCAAUAUCCGCGUUCUACGACAUCCGGAUCACAAUGUCUUUGAGAAUGCCGCUGAUAUGACCUUGUAUUGGGCCCAUCACGAGAAGUUCAUCGUGAUCGACUAUGCUUUGGCCUUCAUCGGUGGAAUCGAUCUCUGCUUCGGCCGCUGGGACGCCCACCAACACCCACUUGCCGACGUCCACCCCGCUGGUCUUCGCGACGACAUCUUCCCCGGCCAAGAGUUCAAUAACAACCGCAUCAUGGACUUCCAGAGUGUGGAAGACUGGCAAAGCAACGAACUCAGCAAGGCCGAGUAUGGCCGCAUGCCCUGGCACGACGUCGCGAUGGGCCUAGUCGGAGACGCCGUCUACGAUAUCGCGGAGCACUUCAUCCUGCGGUGGAACUUCAUCAAGCGCGACAAGUACAAGCGUAGUGAUAAUGUGGACUGGUUGCUCAUGGAGGGCCGGACGGGCGAGGACGAGGAUCUGAUUGCCGUUCAGCGACCGAAGUAUCCUUGCGGGGACUAUGUCCAGCACCCAUUUUCGCCGCUCUCGUCCAAGCCGCGAGGCAACCAGGGCUCUGUGAGGGCUCAGAUCGUGCGUAGUAGCGACGACUGGAGCAGUGGAAUUCUCAACGAACAUAGUAUUCAAAAUGCCUACUGUGAAACUAUCCGAAAUGCAGAGCAUCUGGUCUACAUUGAAAACCAGUUCUUCAUCACUGCUACCGGCCCCAACCAGCAGCCUGUCUACAAUCAGAUUGGCCGUGCCAUCGUUGAUGCUUGCGUUCGUGCGGGCAAGGAAGGCCGCAAAUUCCGCGUCAUUAUUGUGAUCCCUGCGAUCCCGGGCUUUGCUGGGGAUUUGCGUGAUAAUGCAGCUAGCGGGACGAGAGCUAUCAUGGAUUACCAGUAUAAGUCUAUCUGCAGAGGCGAGGACUCUAUUAUGGGGCAGAUCGAAGCAGCAGGCGUCAACCCCAAGGAUCACAUCUUCGUUUUUGCUUUGCGGGCUUACGAUCGCAUCAAUUACACCCCUGCUCUUGAGGAGCUUGAGAGAGACGCCGGCGUCAACUAUCAGGACAUCCAACGUGGUAUUGCCGAGUCCAUUAUGGGCGAAAGUGUUCACCCAUCUGUGGGCAAAGAGGGCGACAGGAACGAGAAGAGCUAUGAAAUCGAUCCGUCACAGAAAGAGGAGAAGGUACACAAGCUCGAGAAAUUCGAGGAACAAGUUGAACAGAAAAAGGCCCACGAAGGGGAUGGAAGCAAAGACUCCGUCGCUCAUACUACCAUGCUGAACGGCGGUAAGAUGUCUGAUGAGACUUGGGAGGGCGACCCCGAAGCAGAGAAAGCCCACUUUGUCCAGGAAGAACUCUAUGUCCACGGUAAGGUCUGCAUUGUCGACGACCGCAUUGUGAUCUGCGGUAGCGCGAACAUCAAUGACCGUUCCCAACUCGGGUCUCACGACAGCGAACUUGCCAUUGUCCUGGAAGACCAAGACUUCAUCGACAGCACUAUGGACGGAAAGCCAUAUCGCGCCGCUCGUCUGGCCGCUACCCUGCGUCGGCAGCUGUGGCGUGAGCACCUGGGUCUCCUGCCCGCUCAGGAUUACGACGCUUCCAAGGAGCCCAAUGCUCGGCCUCCCGAUGUCUGCCUGAACCAGAUCCUUGAAGGGGCAGAGGAUGACUUCGUGGCGGACCCGCUCGGCGACGCCGUGUGGAACACCUGGACGCAGCAAGCGAGCGUCAACACCGAGAUGUAUCGGGUGCUGUUCCGCGCUGAUCCGGACGACAACAUCAAGACCUUCGAGGACUAUGAUCGGUUCUAUCCGCGUGGGGCCUGCAAGCAGGGCCACCUGUUCGAUCCUUAUAUGCCUGUGAAGGAAGUCCGCGAGAAGCUAGAUCGGAUCAAGGGUCAUUUGGUCUGGCUGCCGUUGGAAUUCCUGAAAGAGGCUGAGAUGGCAGAGCCUGGGCUGGCUGUGAACCAGAUCACGGUGAGUAUCUACACGUAG